Molecule: messenger RNA, 2276 nt
Organism: Hermetia illucens (black soldier fly)
Lineage: Eukaryota; Metazoa; Arthropoda; Insecta; Diptera; Stratiomyidae
Gene: DIP-eta
Product: limbic system-associated membrane protein
Exons: 11
Coding region: 664-1920 (418 amino acids)
Cellular component (GO): neuron projection
Source: RefSeq, a predicted model, not a curated record
GGCGUUAGUUGUUGCGUUUGGCGGUGACGGCGGUGUUUUUCAUAAGAUUUUCCGACACCGGAAAAUUCAGUUGAGUUUGUGAUUACGUGGGUAGUACGCGUAUUUUGUGGAGUAUGUCCUUUGGAUAGUGUGCGUUCGGUUAUUGCGAUAUUGCGGCCGUAAUUCAUGAAUACUUCGUAUGUUGGGUGUUUGGAGUUUCUUGGUUUAUAUGAUAUGAUUAUGUGGUGUCGGAUGGUUUAUAAUAUUGUGUGAUUCAUAAAUCAACAGAUACGUAGAUGGUGACAAAUUAUUGUGUGAUUAAUUGCCACGAUAAAAAUAGUAAAGCUGUGAACAUUUUAAUGUUAGUUGUUUUUAAUUGUUUGCGGUGAUUGGAUUUGGAUUGUGCGGUUAAUUGCUUUGGUUUCGGUUAAAGUGAUUUUGGGUUAGAAGUUUUAGAAAUAAGACAUCAUAAACGUAGCAAAAACUAGAUGCAAACAAAUCUAAUAUGAAUUUUCAUGAAAAUCAUUCGGGGUUGCAAUAGUGAAAUGUGGAAAAGUAUUCAUUUCAAAACAUUCAUUUGAAAACUUUGAAAUAAUGUUGAAAGUGGGUGGCAAUUCAUAACAGUGAAAUAACUGUUUUAUGAAUGUAUUAAAAAGUUGUACUGAAUGUGAGUGAAAAAUUAAAAUGUUUUAUAAAUUUAAACCACAUUUUAUAGAUUUUAUAUUAACGAUGAUGUUAGUUGGUGAAAAUAUAGUUUUUACAGCAACGGAAAUAAUAGCCGAUCCCAAAUUCAGUGCACCGAUCCAGAACGUAACAGCGCCCGUGGGACGAGAAGCAUUACUAACAUGUGUCGUUCAGGAUCUGGGCUCCUACAAAGUUGCAUGGUUGCGUGUCGAUACACAAACCAUUCUCACAAUACAGAAUCACGUCAUUACGAAAAAUCAUCGCGUUGGCAUAACAUAUUCGGAGCACAAAACGUGGCAGCUGAGAAUUAAGGACAUCAGAGAAUCCGAUAAAGGCUAUUAUAUGUGUCAAAUCAAUACGGACCCGAUGAAGAGUCAGAUGGGCUAUUUGGAUGUUGUAGUGCCGCCGGAUAUCCUGGAUUAUCCAACAAGUACGGAUAUGGUGGUUCGAGAGGGCAGUAAUGUGACGCUGAAAUGUGCUGCAACCGGUUCACCCGAACCGACUAUUACCUGGAGACGUGAAGGCGGCGAACUAAUAGAGCUUCCAGAUGGCGGUAGCACGGUCAAUAUUGAAGGAUCCAAUUUGAUAAUACCAAGGGUCAAACGGCAGCAUAUGGGAGCAUACUUGUGCAUAGCGUCGAAUGGUAUACCGCCGUCGGUUAGCAAAAGGAUAAUAUUGAUAGUGCAUUUUCCACCUAUGAUUACUGUACAGAAUCAACUUAUUGGAGCUGUGGAAGGACGAGAUAUUAGCCUUGAGUGCCAAUCGGAAGCGUAUCCUAGGUCAAUUAAUUAUUGGACUCGAGAGAGGGGUGAAAUUGUGCCACAAGGUGGACGCUUCACGACCAACACGACCGAGGAGAACGACUAUAAAGUGAUAAUGAAAUUGCACAUUAGCCCCGUUACUGUUACUGAAUUCGGGUCAUAUCGAUGUGUUGCCAAGAACUCGCUGGGAGACACAGAUGGAACUAUCAAACUCUACCGAAUACCACCGAAUGCUAUGAAUUCAUUAGAUUUAUAUGAAGGAGGUGGCGGUGGCGGACGCUAUAAAGGUAAAAAGCAUCGAAAAGGCUCUGAAAUGUACCAAUCAAAAAGCCUUGAGGCUGGUGAUGACUCAGAAAAUCCCGGAAAGCGAAAAGAUGUAAUGCUCGCAGAAAAUGAUGACAGCUUGUAUGAUGCAUCUUCAUCUCGACGGCUUGGAUUUAAGGAUGUCUACCUUCAAGUGAUGGCACUUGUAGCAUCGUACUUCAUAGUGAUUUGACCAAAUGCAUUAUAAAUCGAUCAUCACAUAGUAAUAAAAUUAAGCUAGUUUAUAUUAGGGUAAAAUAUUUGUCCUUAGGGAGGAUCAAGAAAUAAUGAAAUAUUGAAGAUUUUUAUAAAAGUAAUUUAAUUAAAGUGGUUUAACUGGCUAAGUUGUCUACAGUUUGCUAAUAAUUGCAUGAAGUGUCGCUUCUUUAAGUCUCCUGCAAUAUCAAAAAAUCAAAUAAAUUUUGCAAAUUAAAUUUAAUAUUUCCAUUUGAUCUUUUAUAUUCAAUAUAUUAUAACAUUAUUUACAAAUAAAUAUCUAAAUACUAAAAUUUGUUAUUAGUAAAAAUAAGUUUCAUGCCACAAUUAAAA